GUUGACUGCUGGCGUGUGAAGGGAGAGAAAGGGAGCGAGGAGGAGGAGGAGGAGGAAGCAGCGGAGGGGGGGAAAAAGUUCAAGCAAAAAAAUGGCUUCCUUGUCUUUGGAGCCCACAGAACAAUCCGACAAUAGCGCGGAGGAGCCGACGGCCUCGGAGUCCGCGGAAGAGGAAAAAUACGCGGAUCGAGUGACGGAGCAACUGUUGGAAAGUUUCCAAAAGUCCGCGGUGACUUUUUCCACAGACCAGGUGUCCUGCCUGUGCGAGGCCCUCCUGCAGGCGGGCAAUGUGGAGCGACUGUGGAGAUUCCUCGCCACCGUCCAUCCCUCGUCCGAGCUGCUACGUGGCAACGAGACGCUGCUCAAGGCCCAGGCCCUGGUGGCCUUCCACCGGGGACAAUUCAAGGAGCUCUACGGCCUCCUGGAGAGCCACGACUUCCACCCCUCCAACCACCUCUUCCUGCAGGACCUCUACCUGAAAGCCCGCUACAAGGAGGCGGAGAGGUCCCGGGGCCGCAGCCUGGGCGCCGUGGACAAGUACCGACUCAGGAAGAAGUUCCCCCUGCCCAAGACCAUCUGGGACGGGGAGGAGACGGUGUACUGCUUUAAGGAGAAGUCCCGCAACGCCUUGAAGGAAUGUUACAAGAGCAACAGGUACCCGACCCCGGACGAGAAGAAGAACUUGGCCAAAGUCACCGGACUGUCCCUCACGCAGGUCAGCAACUGGUUCAAGAACCGGAGGCAGAGGGACAGAACCCCGCCUGGGACACACUGCAAGAGCGAAUCCGACGGAAACCACAGCACAGACGACGAGGCCAUGGACGACACCCCUGACAAAGCAGAAGAGCACGCUGCCGCCAAGACCUCCAUUAUCUCGCUAUCCGCGGUGAACUGCGCCCCGGGAGGUCAACUCAUCCUCAACGGUUCCAGCGGCUUCCUCACAGCCUCCCAACCGUUAUUGUUCAACGGAAACUCCCUCAUCUCUGGGACCGGUGCCGGGGUCAUCAUCAAUGGCCUGGGCCUGGGGGACAGCCAGAAGGUCACCUUGGGUCAGGUGACCAACCCUCCUUUGAUACUCAACGGAGCUCAGGUUCUGGUCAAACCGGACUCUACGCCGCAAGUUUCCUUGGAACAACCAGUUUCCCCUCUGGAGACAAAGUCAAACUGUCUUCCGUCCGUGGUCUUCAGCACUAACAGUCAGACGUCCGUCAUUUCUAUUCCUGCGCAAGCCAAGAGCAAAAGUAGCAACACUUUGGAUUUCAUCAGCGGGCCGGAGGACAUCAUAAAAGUAGAAAACAGCCAGAAAAUGUCUUGCUCUUCUUUGUCCUUGUCUCCGUCCUCACAGAGCCUGUCGCCAACAAGCAGCCUCCCUUCUCUGGUUUUAACACAAAGCCCUCCGUGCCAGGAGAGCCAGUCCUCAUCAGCAGCUUUGACCAUCCCAAGUCAACAUGGAGAAUAUGUGGUCUUUGCCAGCGCUGCCUCUCAAAUAAACCCAACAAGUACGCUGGUUACCUCCAACCAAUCCCCUCAGGUCCUCUCCUUGCCACAGGUGGUGCCUUCCAUCCAAGGCGUACCAGUCUCCCAGCUGGCACACGUGUCCCAAUGUCCCCAGCUGGUUCCAGUGUCCUCGCUAACGCCACAGAGCGCCAACUUCCAUAUGAGCGGACACCAGGAGGCGGUGGAAGGUUCCACGGCCAUCAUGUCCAUCUCCCAGCUUCCCGGUAAUCCUCUCCCACAAACCAUCAACCCCUCGCCCGCAAAGCUCCAAGCGCCACAGGUCAUUUCCAUCUCCCCGCCAACACAAGUGGUUCCAGUACCGCAGGCCAAAGUCUCCACAGCGGCGCAGUUAGUCCCGCUCUCCAUGCCUCAGUUGGUGCCGGUCUCCUCCAUUCAGACCUCCUCCACCAUCUCCUUCCCCCAGGUGGUGCCGGCGAGUCCAGCUCUCUCCGUCCCCUCAGCCGGAGUGCCUUUACAGAUCCUGGCUUCGGCCUCGGCACCAGGUGGGAUCAAUCAAGGUCCGUUUCGGAUAAACCAACUGAGGCCCAUUCAGAAUGUGGGCCCUGCAACCAGUGUGGCCCCCGGAUUGCAGCUUCUCAACUCUGGAAUCAUUCAGCUACCUUCUGCAUCUCAAGGUAACCUCCUCCUGGGUGGAAGCCCCUACUUGAGCGUCCAGCAAGGCAAACUCAUCUUAACCAUCCCGGCCGGCUUCCAGCUCACCAGUCUGCCUCUGAAACCAGUUCCUGAUGUUUCCACCAAUGGCGUGAGUCCUGCUCUCACACUUCCCGUCGCCCCCCAGCCGGAGCAGCCCGCCAGCGUCCUCACGACGCCCCCCAUGAACUUCAUCAACACGUACGCGGCGGAGAGCGGGGGCGCCACCGACCAGGCGACCGUGGUUCCUCAACCCAACACGCUGGUGGACCAGCCGGUGGCCCCCGCCAUGUUGAACGCGCUCUCGCCGGAGAGCAUGCUCACCCUCAGUCCCAUGUAUGGCGGCCUGACGCCCAACAUGCACCUGCACCAGUCGGCCUGGAACCCCCUGCCCCUUUCUGCCUCAGCGACUCUGUUUGACGGGCGGGGGAAAGGACACCUACCUGUAGACCCGGCGUUGCUGGGCCUCCCGGGGGGCGAGUCGCUGCUGCUGGGGAGCCCCUCGCCAGAGCGGGACGCCCACUCGCCGCUGGGGCAUCCCGACGAUAUGGACGGAGACUCCAAGAUCCUGACUCAGCUCCAGUCGGUCCCCGUAGAUGACGAGCUGGGCUUGUAGGUUUGUUUACCCCCAAAGUCAUAUGCAGUACGCUGCCUGUGGACUCGUGCUCCGGACCACCGUCACAGCCUCCGCUGGCACUUAGGAGCUGCAGCUUUGAUUCACACACAUCAAAUGUUACACACUAGCUAACUCAAAUAUUUUAUACAGGGACAAUACCAUUGAUAUACUUUAAAGUAGUCAGUGUACAUAUUUCAUAGAAGUACAGAAAUCUAUCCCGCUUGUAUAGCAAGUAUACAGUCGUGGUCAAAAGUUUACAUACACUUGUAAAGAACAUAAUGUCAUGGGUGUCUUGAGUUUCCAAUCAUUUCUACAACACUUAUUUUAGGUGAAGUGAAUUAUAUUUAUAUAGCGCUUUUCUCAAGUGACUCAAAGCGCUUUACAUAGUGACACCCAAUAUCUAAGUUACAUUUAAAGCAGUGUGGGUGGCACUGGGAGCAGGUGGGUAAAGUCUCUUGCCCAAGGACACAACGGCAGUAAAUCGAACCUGCAACCCUGCCUGGCACGGCCACUCUACCAACCGAGCUAUGCCGCCCCACAAUUUUAUUGUGGGGCAAUUUUAUUGUGAUAGAGUGAUUGUAGCACAUACUUGUUGGUCACAAAAAACAUUCAUGAAGUUUGCUUCUUUUAUGAAUUUAUUAUGUCUCUAUUGAAAACGUGAGCAAAUAUGCUGGAUCAAAAGUAUACACACAGCAAUGUUAAUAUUUGCUUACAUGUCCCUUGGCAAGUUUCACUGCAAUAAGGCGCUUUUGGUAACCAUCCACAAGCUUAUGUUUGAAUUUUUGACCACAAAAUUGGUGCAGUUCUGAUACAUUUGUUAAUUUUCUGACAUGGACUUGUUUCUUCAGCAUUGUCCACACAUUUGAGUCAGGACUUUGGGAAGGCCAUUCUAAAACCUUCAUUCUAGCCUGAUUUAGCCAUUCCUUUACCUCUUUUGAAGUGUGUUUGGGGUCAAUUUUUGUUUCAUCUGACCACAGAACUUUCCUCCAGAAGGUCUUAUCUUUGUCCACGUGAUGUCAGAUGAAACAAAAAGUGAGCUGUUUGGCCACAAUACCCAGAAAUAUGAAUGGAGGAGAAAAGGUGAGGCCUUAGGGGCGGCAUGGCGUAGUGGGUAGAGCGGCCGUGCCAGAAACCUGAGGGCUGCAGGUUCGCUUCCCACCUAUUGACAUCCAAAUCACUGCCUUGGGCAGGACACUUCACACUUUGCCCCCCGUGCCGCUCACACUGGUGAAUGAAUGAUGAAUGAAUGAUUGGUGGUGGUCAGAGGGGCCGUAGGCGCAAACUGGCAGCCACGCUUCCGUCAGUCUACCCCAGGGCAGCUGUGGCUACAGAGGUAGCUUACCACCACCAGGUGUGAAUGAAUGAUGGGUUCCAGCUUCUCUGUGAGCGCUUUGAGUAUCCAACAAUAGAAAAGCGCAAUAUAAAUCUAAUCCAUUAUUAUUAUUGUUAUUGCCUUUAAUCACAGGAACACCAUUUCUACUGUCGAGCACGGUGGUGGUAGUAUUAUGAUUUGUGCCUGUUUGGCUGCCAAUGAAACUGGUGCUUUACAGAGAGUAAAUGGGACAAUGAAAAAGGAGGGUUAGGUCCAAAUUGUUCAGGACAAGCUCAAAUCAUCAGCCUGGAGGUUGGGUCUUGGGCACAGUUGGGUGUUCCAACAGGACAAUGACCCCUAACACACCUCAAAAGUGGUAAAGGAAUGGCUAAAUCAGGCUAGAAUGAAGGUUUUAGAAUGGCCUUCCCAAAGUCCUGACUUAAACGUGUGGACAAUGCUGGAGAAACAAGUCCAUGUCAGAAAAGCAACACAUUUAGCUGAACUGCACCAAUUUUGUCAAGAGGAGUGGUCAAAAAUUGUGGAUGGCUACCAAAAGUACCUUAUUGGAGUGAAACUUGCCAAGAGACAUUUAAGCAUAUAUUAACAUUGCUGUACGUAUACUUUUGACCCAGGACAAGUGCUUACAUUUUCAGUACUCAUAAUAAAAUCACAAAAGUGCUCCAAUCACUCUAUCACACAAAAAUAAGAGUUGUAGAAAUGAUUGGAAACUCAAGACAGCCAUGACAUUAUGUUCUUUACAAGUGUAUGUUAACUUUUGACCACAACGGUACGUGCAACCUUUCUUCAGAGUAGUCAGUGUACAGUACAGCUUGUAUAGCAGUAUAAAAGUAUAUAUAUACAAGCUUAGCAAAAGCUGUACACUGACUACUCUGAAGUAAGGUGGCAUACCACGAUGCAAAUUGGUUGGUAAUAUUGUGAUUAUGCAUGGUGACGGCACAUUCUGGCUAUGCUCCACAAAUUUGACACAAGAACCUCGAGGCAGCGGCUAACGUCCCUCUACAGUGCAAAGCCACUUUUAAGGCGGCAGAUAAUCUACCAUUAUCACUGGAGGAUGAGGAAUGCGACACUACACAUUUUAGGCGGGAAUGCUAGCAGCAAGCAAGAGCUCUUGAAUGUAAACAGAGGUGGGCAGAUCAAUACCAAUAGUGUCAGUGUAUGGUCGAUACUACAGUGGCUGGAUUGAUAUUUAAAAAAAAAAUAAUAAUAAUUUUGUUAUGGUUUACGAACUCAGGAACUCUUGACACACUUUAAGGCCAAAAACCAAACGAUUUUAAAUAAGUAGGAAAUAUUUUUAAGAUUUAAUUGAUAUUGCUACACGACCCUAGCAUAUUUUUGUCUGCAUGUCGAGUAUCAGCACCAAUACAGCCUCUGUAACUACUUGGUAUUGGAUCGAUACUUAAAUUGAUGUCAUCGUCCAAAACUAAUAUAAAGUAUCCAAACCAAAGAAGAAUAAGUGCCUAUUACAUUUGAAGAGAAGUAUAUAUAAACAUAGUAGAUAUUAGCAGUCAGAUAGCGAGUAGAUGAAUAAUAGUUUAAACAGCACCCAAAUAACACAUACCAAAUACUACGCAGUAUCAUGACAUACAUCUGUAUCGCAGCAGGUGGUGAUAUACAGUACAGGCCAAAUUUUGGGACACACCUUCUCCUCAUUCAAUCUUUAUUUUCAUGACUAUUUACAUUGUGGAUUGUCACAUCCAAACUAUGAAUGAACACAUGUGGAGUUAUGUACUUAACAAAAAGAAGGUGACGUAACUGAAAACAUGUUUUAUACUGUAGUUUCUUCAAAAUAGCCACCCUCUAACCACUAGGCCACCUACUCAGUAGCCUAGUGGUUAGAGUGACCGCCCUGAAAUGGGUAGGUUGUGAGUUCAAACCCCGGCAGAGUCAUACCAAAGACUACAAACAUGGGAGCCAUUGCAUCCCUGCUUGGCACUCAGCAUCACGGAGUGGAAUUGGGGGUUAUUUGGGGCCACCACUGCUGCUCACUGCUCCCCUCACCUCCCAGGGGUAUGGGUCAAAUGCAGAGGACACAUUUCACCACACCUAGUGUGUGUGUGUGUGUGUGUGUGACUAUUAUUGCUACUUUAACUUUGCUCUGAUUACUGCUUUGCACACUCUUGGCAUUCUCUCCACGAGCUUCAAGAGGUAGUCACCUGAAAUGGUUCUCACUUCCUUGAAGCUCAAGGAGAGAAUGCCAAGAGUGUGCAAAGCAGUAAUCAAAGCAAAGGGUGGCUAUUUUGAAGAAACUAAAAUAUAAAACAUGUUUUCAGUUAUAUCACCUUUUUUUUGUUAAGUACAUAACCCCACGUGUGUUCAUUCAUAGUCAUGAAAAUAAAGAAAAUGAAUGAAUGAGGAGAAGGUGUGUCCAGAAUAGAUGUUAUAUCUGUCGUGUUGUCUCUUGAGAAGAUACUGUAAUGCAGGGGUGUCCAAACUUUUUCCACUGCGGGCCGCACACUGAAAAAUCAGAGCAAGCGGGGACCAUUUUCAUAAUUUGUAUUUUAAAAACCAAUACAAUAUGUGUAAAAAAAAUAUACAUUCAGGCCUCCACUCAGUUAUGAUCCCAGGGACCCCAAAGGUUUUGGUCCCAAAAAAUAUUAAAAAUGUGUCAUUAUUCGGUAUUAUAAUUUUUGUUAUUAUGCAAGUUUUAAAUCUCUAGAUCAACAUUAGAAAAAAGAUUGGAAAAAACACAAAAUAUGCAAUAUUUUCACCUAACAACUUUUUUAGGUGGAAUAUUUGAGAUUGUAUAAUAAUUGGAGCCUUAAUUUUGGAUUUUGAUUCAUUAUUAUUAUUUGAGCAAUGACACUUAGAAACAAAUCACACUAAAAUAAUUGGGGAUCCAAAAGUGUCCUACUUAUUAAAGUGUUCAAAAAUAAAUUAUAAAUUUUUUUACUGUUUACUUUUAGCACAAUAAUCUUGAGAUCAACUUCAGAUAUAUCCGUCAAUUUUAAGUGUUAUUGUUUGUUUUGUUUGUUUGUUUUAGGCCCUUCUUUAAAAAAAACAGCUCAGUUUUUUUAUAUGGCAAAACACAAAAUAUGCAACAUUUUCCCCAAAAAUUAUCUCAAAAUUUUUAAUGUGAUGUAAUUGAAGCCUUGAAUAGGUCAAUAAUUCAAAAUGACAUUGAUUUUGAUUCAUUAUUAUUUUUUAAAGAAAGAAACAGCCUGCAUGGCAGCUUUGGGUUAUUAGAGUAAGGAUUGCAACAAUUUCUUGUUUCAUUUCACCCGUUUGCUCUUUUAUACCACUUAUGUUUUGAAUUUUUUUCAAUUGUAUUCUUAAAAUGUGCCGUGGGGCUGUUAAAAAAAUGACCCGCGGGCCGCACUUUGGACACCCCUGCUGUAAUGCAAAGGGACGGUGGUCUCACUUUUGUACGAUAUUGUGCAAGGAUCUGUGAGCUGGCGCAGACAAUGACUUGCACAAAAGGAUGUGUGAAGUACAUUAGUAGUUAGUCUGGGAUCCACCACAGGAACUAUUCUUCAGAGCAUCUGGGAAAGGCACAGGUCUUCAAUUAGCUGACUUGCCAUGUUUGUUUUGUAAGAUGUUCCACUACCAGGGAGUGGGGGGGAGUCACACUUUUUACACACGCUCCUUUUAUACAAACGACAACAGAAGUGUGACGGCGCCUGCGUGAAAGCGCAAGCCUCGUUUUGCUGUUGUGUCGAACGCGAUUAACGGAGAUGUAUUUUGCACGCCUCACCGAACACUAUCACGGGUGUGUUUACAUCCCAUGGUGCAUGAAAUGGGAGAAAUACGGGCUCUAUCCUGCAAAAUAGCAAUAGUUAGCAGCUCUUGCCUUUUACACAGAAAACCAUCUCACAAUCAAAGCGUGGCGUGUAAAAUAGUUGUCGGACAGCAACACAACUGCCUCCCCUUUGACGCAAACACGAGCCCGCCUCUAAUGCUACCUCGAAAAAGGUGGAGUAUUGCCGUCCAGCCGUUCUCCAAAAGCAGCGUAAAAGCUGAUAUUCAUGUCAAACACUACGUUUUUCAAAUCUGGGGCAUUCUACAAACCUUGUUUCCAUAUGAGUUGGGAAAUUGUGUUAGAUGUAAAUAUAAACAGAAUACAAUGAUUUGCAAAUCCUUUUCAACCCAUAUUCAGUUGAAUAUGCUACAAAGACAACAUAUUUGAUGUUCAAACUGAUAAACUUAAUUUUUUUUGUCGCAAAUAAUAAUUAACUUAGAAUUUCAUGGCUGCAACAGGUGCCAAAGUGGUUGGGAAAGGGCAUGUUCACCACUGUGUUACAUCACCUUUUCUUUUAACAACACUCAAACGUUUGGGAACUGAGGAAACUAAUUGUUGAAGCUUUGAAAGUGGAAUUCUUUCCCAUCCUUGUUUUAUGUAGAGCUUCAGUCCUUCAACAGUCCGGGGUCUCCGCUGUGGUAUUUUACGAUUCAUAAUGCGCCACACAUUUUCCAUGGGAGACAGGUCUGGACUGCAGGCGGGCCAGGAAAGUACCCGCACUCUUUUUUUUACGGAGACAUGCUGUUGUAACACGUGCUGAAUGUGGCUUGGCAUUGUCUUGCUGAAAUAAGCAGGGGUGUCCAUGAAAAAGACGGCGCUUAGAUGGCAGCAUAUGUUGUUCCAAAACCUGUAUGUACCGUUCACCAUUAAUGGUGCCUUCACAGAUGUGUAAGUUACCCAUGCCUUGGGCACUAAUGCACCCCCAUACCAUCACACAUGCUGGCUUUUGAACUUUGCGUCCAUAACAGUCUGGAUGAUUCGUUUCCCCUUUGGUCCAGAUGACACGAUGUUGAAUAUUUCCAAAAAUAAUUUGAAAUGUGGACUCGUCAGACCACAGAACACUUUUCCACUUUGCAUCAAUCCAUCUUAGAUGAUCUCGGGCCCAGAGAAGCCGGCGGCGUUUCUGGAUGUUGUUGAUGAAUGUAUUUUGCUUUGCAUGGUAGAGCUUUAAUUUGCACUUACAGAUGUAAUGACCAACUGUAUUUAGCGACAGUGGUUUUCUGAAGUGUUCCUGAGCCCAUGUGGUGAUAUCCUUUAGAGAUUGAAGUCGGAUUUUGAUACAGUGCCGUCUAAGGGUUUAAAGGUCAUGGUCAUUCAAUGUUGGUUUCCGGCCAUGCCGCUUACGUGGAGUGAUUUCUCCAGAUUCUCUGAACUUUUUGAUGAUAUUAUGGACUGUAGAUUAUGAAAUCCCUAAAUUUCUUGGAAUUGCACUUUGAGAAAGGUUGUUCUUAAACUGUUUUGACUAUUUGCUCACACAGUUGUGGACAAAGGGGUGUACCUCGCCCCAUCCUUUCUUGUGAAAGACUGAGCAUUUUUUGGGAAGAUGUUUUUAUACCCAAUCAUGGCACCCACCUGUUCCCAAUUAGCCUGCACACCUGUGGGACGUUCCAAAUAAGUGUUUGAUGAGCAUUCCUCAACUUUAUCAGUAUGUAUUGCCACCUUUCCCAACUUCUUUAUCACGUGUUGCUGGCAUCGAAUUCUAAAGUUAAUGAUUAUUUGCAAAAAAAAUAGCAUUUAUGAGUUUGAACAUCAAAUAUGUUGUCUUUGUAGCAUAUUAAACUGAAUAUGGGUUGAAAAGGAUUUGCAAAUCAUUGUAUUCUGUUUAUAUUUACAUCUAACACAAUUUCCCAACUCAUAUGGAAACGGGGUUUGUAGUUAAAAAAGCCCAGUUGCAUUCCCGUUUUUUUCACCUAUGCAAUGUUUUUGAAGUGGCUCAAGUUCCAAACACUCAUGAAAGCUUUCCAGCUUGACCUAAAGAAGGUGCGUGACACUCAAGCCUUUGCUGAGACUCCUUAUGGGGAUGUGGGGUCUCAGCUCAGUGUGUCAAUAUUGUUAAGUGCCUUAUAUUAAAGCUUAUAUUGUUUUGUCUGCAAUCCAAAUGGACUCUUUUGGUUGCAUUGUUUUGUGUUUGUAUAUUUUGCACAUUUUAUUCCAUUUCAUUACAAUGUUGAUGCUGUCUUUGACCGUGGAAGGACUCGUGACCUCCUUGUUUUCUUCAUUUAAACCUCUAUUAAAAAACGACCGCAUGCUUCCAUUUAGAUUUGGUCAUGUGACCUUCCACCGUCGGCAGUGGAUCUUUGUAGCCAUUUACGGUACACAAAAGCCCAUUUUGUUACACUAAUGAAUGGCUUUUUGUGUUUUUAUUAGUGCAUAUGUUUGUACAUUUAUUCCAAAAAUGCAUGUAUCCGUCAGUGUUUAUGUGAAAGGAACGCAGAUAGGAAAUGAUAUUCAUUUUCCUUUUUUUUUUUUAAACUGUCAAGUUAAUGUUAAUGGCGAUUACCUUUUAAAGCGGUCACCCCAUUUUCAUCACGCAGAAUUGCGUCGACAAUCAUGUAUUAAAAGAAUUGUACUGCGCAUUUAUAGGACGGAUGGGAUAAAGGGAAAUAUGCUCGCGUGGGUCUGGUGUUAUGAGCCAUUUAUUACCGAAUUUCUUUGCUGAUACUCCUGCCUGUGGGGGCUAAUGCACAUUUGUCAUCUGGGAGUUUUCACACAGGCCGGACUCCUGAUUUCACCAAAGAUAAUGCAUUACUAUUUGAUAGUGUUGAAAAGGGAUCACUUGUUUUCUUCUGGUUUUAUUGUAUUAAAUGCAUUCUAUUUUUUAUAUUACUGGAUGAUGUAAUAAAGUACAUUUAUAUGAUCUACA
Molecule: messenger RNA, 10696 nt
Organism: Nerophis ophidion (straightnose pipefish)
Lineage: Eukaryota; Metazoa; Chordata; Actinopteri; Syngnathiformes; Syngnathidae
Gene: six5
Product: SIX homeobox 5
Exons: 3
Coding region: 92-2764 (890 amino acids)
Biological process (GO): regulation of transcription by RNA polymerase II
Cellular component (GO): nucleus; transcription regulator complex
Molecular function (GO): RNA polymerase II cis-regulatory region sequence-specific DNA binding; DNA-binding transcription factor activity, RNA polymerase II-specific
Source: RefSeq, a predicted model, not a curated record